Molecule: messenger RNA, 1893 nt
Organism: Cuscuta epithymum
Lineage: Eukaryota; Viridiplantae; Streptophyta; Magnoliopsida; Solanales; Convolvulaceae
Source: the annotation of a GenBank genome assembly
UGUCGUCCGUGCUAUAUAGUAAUUGGAGAUAUUUCAGAGAAAACAGACCGGUUACCGUCAAAGUGAGAUAGAACCAACUCUCUAAAUCACUACUCCACCACGUCUAACAUUCCGACGGGCUCUCUGAAAACCCCCCACCAUUGCUAUGGUCCAAAUAAGCAAAUCGGCGACAAAUAUGACUAGAGAAUGAGGUACGGAACCUUCGAAGUCCAAUCAUCAUGCCAGUCCCCAGCUCUGACUGCUUUUCCGACCUGCUCUGCGGGGAAGAUUCCGGUAGCAUAUUUUCCGGCGGUAUUGAAGAGGCGCCAGAAGUUUCUUCGUCGGAGAAUACUCAGCCUCCUCCCCCCGAGGCCGACCUCGAUGAAUCUAUAGCCGGACUAAUUAACGACGAACGAAAUUUCGUCCCCGGAGUUGAUUACGCCGAGCGAUUCAGUUCUCAAUCACUCAUCGCUGCCGCCAGAGACGGCGCCGUUCAAUGGAUUCUAAAGGUCCAGCGAUAUUACGGUUUCCAGCCACUGACGGCGUAUCUUGCCGUCAAUUACUUUGAUCGAUUCCUCAACUCUCGCCGCCUGCCUAUGAUAAAUGGUUGGCCGCUGCAACUACUUUCUAUUGCGUGCUUGUCAUUAGCUGCUAAGAUGGAGGAAUCGCUGGUCCCAUCUCUUUUACAUCUUCAGGUUGAAGGCCCAAAAUACACAUUUGAACCAAAGACAAUACGCAGAAUGGAGCUUCAUGUGCUGAGUGUAUUGGAUUGGAGGCUAAGAUCAAUCACACCCUUUAGCUUUCUCGGCUUCUUCGCGAGCAAGCUUGAUCCAACAGGGACCUAUUCGGGAUUCUUUAUAUCAAAAGCCACCGACAUCAUUUUGUCAAAUAUACGAGAGACAAGCUUUCUUGAGUACUGGCCAUCAUGCAUUGCUGCUGCCACAAUGCUUUCUUCUGCCAAUGAUAUUCCAAAUUUCUCUUUUGUCAAUGCUGAGGAUGUUGAAUCAUGGUGUUCUGGGCUCAAAAAGGAAAAAAUAAUUGAUUGCUGCCAAUCAAUGCGGAGAAAUGGGGCCAUUGGAAUAAGGGCAAAUAGAUUUCCAAGAGUUUUACCGGAGGUCAGAGUUAUGGCUAGGCCGACAACAUUGUCAAGUGACACGUCAUCCUCCUCCCCCUCUUACAAAAGGAGAAGACUCGAUAAUAUCCCUUGGAGCCAAGAUGGGAGAAAAACUUGAUGAUAUGGUUGACAAGUUACGUUUUUUUUCAAUUAAUUCAAAUCCUCAACAAUUUUUCCUGGAGGGGAGGUCAAAAUAAUAAAAAACAACCAAAAUAUGGAAAUAAAGUUACCUGCCGAAGUGAUAAUAUAGAUAGAUUACAUAUUAUAUACAUGUCUAUUUUAAAUAUAUUUUUAUCUUCUAAGAAUGCUUGAUUUUUUGUUUUGUGUUUUGGAAUUCUUUAUUUAUACGUAUUAAUUAGAAUUCCAUAUCGCCUCCCCAAGAAAUAAAUGUUGGCUUUUGAGUUGCACAUUCCCUAGGCGAAGGGGUUUGGUACAUACAUAGUUUUAAGUUUAAUAAUGCAUAAUUCAUCCAGCUUGAAAAUUUUGAGCCGUGAUGAUGAUUAAGAAACAAGGGAAGCAACACGUGUCAUCAUAUGAUAUCAAAGCCUGCCAGCUGGCAUCCUCAUGACCAUCCAUCAUCACCGUGUGAGAUCGGGACGGUAAUGAAAUCUGGAGGAAUAAAUGAAGAAUAAGAUAUGGCAUCCCUUAUCUUGGUUUUGAUAGGUUUCUUUUUUGAGGAAACAAUUGUUGAGUAAACCCUUCUCAUUUUUUUGAGUGUAUAUUUAAUACGGAGUAUCAGACAUUCAGGCUAUCAGUAAUAUAUUGUCUGACUUUUUGGCGGGGAACAUACCUGUUUUCGU